CGUGUAUUUAUGUACGAAAAUGUGCGAUUUCUCUGGAACACACUGCAGCGUUUCUCUAAUUAUAUUUGUUUUCUGUAUUUAUUGAUGUUCAUCUUAUAACAUAUGUACUGCAUGUACAUAUAAUCAUAAAAGCAAGGUAGAACGCAGAGAAAAAUAAAUGACAAUGGCUGAUAAAAAGAAGGUGAAGGCUUACGUGAAGAAAAAACGUACACCUCAGAGUAAGAUAAUUGAGGAGUUACAAUCUAAAUAUAAUACUAUAGACGUUGCAAAGGCAAUAAAGUUCAGCAAUCUUCCUUUAUCAAAGAGUACUCUGAAAGGUUUAACGGAAAAUAAUUAUGUUGAGAUGACGGACAUCCAGAGACAAAGCAUUGGUUUGGCCUUGCAGGGCAACGAUAUUUUGGGAGCUGCAAAGACUGGUAGCGGCAAGACACUGGCUUUUCUUAUUCCAGUUUUAGAAAUUUUAUACUGCAAACAAUGGACAAGAUUAGAUGGUUUGGGAGCAUUGGUUAUUACACCAACAAGAGAAUUGGCAUAUCAAAUAUAUGAGACAUUGCGAAAGGUGGGUCAGUACCACGAUAUAUCAGCUGGUUUGGUUAUAGGAGGAAAAGAUUUAAAGUUUGAGAAAAAACGCAUGGAUCAGUGUAACAUAAUUAUAUGUACCCCGGGACGUUUACUUCAACAUAUGGACGAGAACCCAUUAUUUGAUUGUAUAAAUAUGCAGAUAUUAGUAUUAGAUGAAGCAGAUCGUUGUUUAGACAUGGGUUUUGAGAGGACUAUGAAUUCCAUUAUUGAAAAUUUACCAUCUAAAAGGCAGACCUUGCUCUUUUCAGCAACUCAAACAAAAUCCGUAAAAGAUCUAGCCAGAUUAAGCCUUAAGGAUCCAUUGUAUGUGUCUGUGCAUGAGCAUUCUGCGCAUACUACACCAGAAAGUCUUCAACAGAGUUAUAUUACAUGUUCCUUAGAAGAUAAAAUAGCAAUGCUGUGGUCCUUCAUACGAAAUCAUCUGAAGCAAAAGAUCAUUGUAUUCUUUUCAAGUUGCAAACAAGUGAAAUACAUGUAUGAAGCUUUUUGCCGAUUGCGUCCCGGCGUCAGUUUAUUAGCUCUUUACGGCACGCUUCAUCAAUUAAGAAGGAUGAGCAUUUAUGAAUCAUUUUGCAAAAAGCAACACGCUGUCUUAUUUGCUACUGAUAUUGCAGCCCGUGGAUUAGAUUUUCCUGCUAUAAACUGGGUGGUUCAAAUGGAUUGUCCGGAAGAUGUCAAUGCCUACAUACACAGAGCAGGCAGAACUGCCAGAUUCAAAAGUAACGGUGAAUCUCUCUUGGUUUUGUUACCGUCUGAAGAAACGAUGGUGGAGAGACUUAAACAGCGUAAAAUCCCGAUAAAUAUGAUAAAGAUUAAUCCAAGUAAACUGCAAUCGCCGCAUCGUAAACUCGAAGCUUUACUAGCGCGAGACGUAACUUUAAAAGAAACAGCUCAGAGAGCCUUUGUAGCCUAUGUUAAAUCAGUUUUUCUAAUGAAGGAUAAAGAAAUCUUCAACGUGCAUGCUUUAAACACAGAUGCCUAUGCAAAGUCGUUAGGUUUGGCUUUUUCUCCGAGAAUCCGAUUUUUACAAAAAAUGCAGAAGCAAAUGGCAAUUAAUAAUAAUGUUAAAACUGAAAGAGAGACAGAUAAAGUUUCAAUUGAUUCAUCAAAUGAUAGUGAACAGGAAGAUAAUGGAAAUAACUCUGACAAAAAUGAUAUUCUCGACAUUCCUGAUAUUAAGAAUAGUGAAACAAAGAAUACAAUUAAAAAUACUGCUGUUCUUCAAUUUGACGAUAGUGACGAUGAUGAUAUAUUAACUAUAAAGAGAAAAAAUAUAGAUGUCGAUGAUAUACCAAUCAUGGAGAAUGAUGACAAGAGGAACAAAAAGAAACCCCUUACGAAAGUUGCACUAGCCAAGAAGAUUCUUAAAAAGAAGAUUAUACCUAACAAAAAGAUCAUGUUUAAUGAUGAAGGACAAGAAUUAAUCGAUUCUGCUAAAGUGAAAAUGUCGGAAUUAGCUCGGGAAUACGAGAACGAAGUUGAUUCUGGCAUUAAUAUCGAAAUAGCCAAACAAGUCUUACGUGAGGAGGAUCAAUUCGAUAAACAAAGAUUCAGGGCGAAGAUUAGAGAAAAACAUAAAGAAGAGAAGAGAAAACUGAAGGCCGCCAAAAAAGCGGAGGCAAGUGAAGAGGAGGAAGAUGCGGACGAUGAAGAAAUGGAAAACGCGAACAAUGACGAUAUCAGCGAUGGUGAAUCUAGCGAUGGUCCAGAUCUCUCAUGGUUACCUGAUCCGGAUAAAAUAUAUGGCAAACAACGAAAUACAGAUGACGAAGCGUCGUCCGCUAGUGAGUUCGAAGAAAAGUCUGAAGAAGAAAGUACAGUUCACAGAUCAUCCAAGAGAAAAUUGGUAACACAAGAGAACAAGAUAAGAAAGAAGCAGAAAGUAUCGGAUGUUGACAAUUUACAGGCCGAUGAGGAAUUAGCUCUGCAAUUGUUACAGAAUUGAAUUCAAGUGUAUGAAAUUUAUAAAUGUAAAUUUUUUUGAAUUUUAUUUAAGAACAUAGCGUAAUUUUGCGCAAUAUGUACAUUUUACAAUGUAACACGGUUCAUUUCAAUAAUAAAAUGUGAUUUUACAAUGUU
Messenger RNA from Linepithema humile (Argentine ant), 2661 nucleotides. RefSeq names its product probable ATP-dependent RNA helicase DDX10. The record is from RefSeq and is a predicted model, not a curated record. Gene Ontology annotation, molecular function: nucleic acid binding; ATP binding; RNA helicase activity. NCBI's taxonomy places the organism in Eukaryota, Metazoa, Arthropoda, Insecta, Hymenoptera, Formicidae. Gene Ontology annotation, biological process: rRNA processing. Gene Ontology annotation, cellular component: nucleus.